This is a messenger RNA of Monoraphidium neglectum, 333 nucleotides long. RefSeq lists its product as hypothetical. The record is from RefSeq and is a predicted model, not a curated record. The annotation marks the transcript as partial. The transcript has a single exon. Lineage: Eukaryota; Viridiplantae; Chlorophyta; Chlorophyceae; Sphaeropleales; Selenastraceae.
UUUGUCUCGCUGGUUGCGCCACCCUGCGACGGCGGCGGGCCCCAUGGCGCCCAGCCCGCUGUCAGCUGCAGCGGAAGCAGCGGCGGCGGCGGCGGAAGCAGCGGCGGCGGCGGCGGCCGCCGCUGCAGCGACGCGAGCAGCGGCAGCACGCUUGCUGCUAGCAGUGGCGGUUGUGGCAACAACACGCAUUGCGGCGGCGACAGCGGCAGCAGCAGUAGCAGCAGCGAGCGCGCCCUUCAAACCACCAGAACUCCCGAAGCGGCCGGUUGUGGGCUGCUCACCACCCCCAAGAGCCUGCGGCCCAUACGCACCUGCUGCCCCGCAACCACGUGA